UGACUCGACAUCCUAAUUGCAACAUUAGCGAAAACCCAUCGAAAAUAUAUCUCAUUUAACUAGAGAUUUUUACAUUUAAUAUUCAUUGUUUCUCCCAAUUUUCUCCUUUGCCGCGUUUCUCCUCCGCCGUCUGGAACAUCGGUAAGCUCCACCACCGUCAUCCUUACCAUUCGAUCCGGCUGUUCUUCCUCCAUUCCCCGUGCUCUUCCAUCGGAGAAUUAAUAGUUCAGAGAGUUGGGGAAAUCGUAAUGUUAGCUUCAAUUUAAAUUAAUGAAGGAAGUAGAGAGAGAGAGCUGGUGAGCUCUCCGAUUAUGCGAGUGGAAUAGAAGGGAGGGAUUUCGAAGGCUGAAUUAGGAGUGAGUUGUGAAGAUGGAAAACAGAGAUGAUCCUGGGAAGCAGGAUGACAAUCAGAAACAGAAGAGUGCAUCAUUUGUUGUGGAAAUACCUUCUUAUGAAGAAGUGGUUGAAAGUUCCCAACCCAAGUCGCAAUCUUUAUUCAAGCCUUCGCCCUCGUUUUCGCAAGCUUUUAACUUUAUAAAAAGCACUGAAUUUUACACCACCCCGCCAUCUGCGCCAGUGGCUCAGCCCUCCGUAGAUGCCCCCUCAUCCUCUCAAGUAUCCAAUCAAAGAAAAACCAUUCAAUCUCAAGCUCCAUCCACUUCAGUUUCAUCAGCUGGUGCAAAUCGGAAUGCCAUCAUCGUUAGCCACAGACAGAAGGGAAACCCUUUACUAAAACAUAUAAGGAAUGUUCGAUGGGUUUUCGCUGAUGUUGUUUGCGAUUACUUGUUGGGCCAAAGUUCAUGUGCACUAUAUUUGAGUCUCCGCUACCAUCUUCUACAUCCAGAUUAUUUAUAUUUCCGGAUAAGGGAACUGCAGAAGAAUUUCAAGCUUCGCGUUGUGUUAUGCCACGUUGAUGUGGAAGAUGUUGCUAAGCCCCUGCUCGAAGUCACGAAAACAGCACUACUCCACGACUGCACUCUUUUAUGUGCUUGGAGCUUGGAAGAGUGUGGUCGGUACCUGGAGACGAUUAAAGUUUACGAAAAUAAACCUGCGGAUCUUAUUCAGGGACAAAUGGAUAUGGACUACAUUUCAAGAUUAAACCAUGCACUCACAUCAGUGCGGCAUGUUAACAAGACAGACGUCGUUACCCUUGGAUCUACUUUUGGGUCUCUCUCAAAUAUCAUGGACGCAUCAAUGGAAGAUCUUGCUCGUUGCCCCGGCAUUGGAGAAAGAAAGUCUUUUUACAAUAGGUUAGACGCUUGCAUGAUACUUUCCAUGAGCCAUUCAAGCGUGCAGUUCCCAACCCUGCACCCGUUGCUGAAAAUCCUAUCAAUAACGAAGGUGGGCCCGCCUCUGGAAGCGAAAGAAACGAUGAAGUUAAGGAGAAUCAAGAGACGAGCAAAGAGCACAAGAAAGAAGAAGAAAUCAAUGUAAGAUCUGCCCUAAAGGCUGCAUUUGCCAAGUAUUCCAGCACCAGAGGAAGCAAGAGGAAGGCAGUGGUGCAGGCUGAAAGGGAAGACGACGACGCCUGAAGAGCCAACGACAGUGAUGACUCUACAAGAUAAGUUUUUAUACUCAGUGGUGGAAGCUCUUCUUUAAGCUAUCGUAAUACCGUUGAUGCAUUCACAUUUGUGAGUUGUUUAGGUUGUUUCUGUGUUGGUUGCAAGAAAGCAUAAUGUAUGACAAAUAAGUCGAGAUACUAGGGUCGGCGGAUGAUAAAAGCACGCACGCAUCCACAAACCAACGCACUAUCUCAUCACUUCGCUUGCACUAUUCUUGGCCUCAAUCCUAUCUUAUCUCAUCAGUUCACUAGACAUUUUUCAUGGGUAACAUAUAAUUUGCAAUUGGUGCAUA
Salvia splendens (bonfire salvia) is the source of this 1854-nucleotide messenger RNA. RefSeq names its product DNA excision repair protein ERCC-1. Gene Ontology annotation, molecular function: damaged DNA binding; single-stranded DNA binding. Gene Ontology annotation, cellular component: ERCC4-ERCC1 complex; nucleus; nucleotide-excision repair factor 1 complex. Lineage: Eukaryota; Viridiplantae; Streptophyta; Magnoliopsida; Lamiales; Lamiaceae. The transcript has 10 exons. Bases 370 to 1434 code for a protein of 354 amino acids. Gene Ontology annotation, biological process: UV-damage excision repair; mitotic recombination. The record is from RefSeq and is a predicted model, not a curated record.